Aspergillus nomiae NRRL 13137 is the source of this 1203-nucleotide messenger RNA. RefSeq lists its product as uncharacterized. Lineage: Eukaryota; Fungi; Ascomycota; Eurotiomycetes; Eurotiales; Aspergillaceae. The transcript has 2 exons. The record is from RefSeq and is a predicted model, not a curated record. Bases 1 to 1203 code for a protein of 400 amino acids.
AUGGCUGAAACACUAGGCUUAGCUUUAGCAUUGAUCACCUUUACCGCUCAAAGCACCAAGGCGCUCUAUGAGACACUGCAGAGCUUCCGCUCCCACUCCAAACGCGUCCAACGCCUGCUAGAGGAGUUAGAGGACUUAAGCCGUGUGCUAGGCCCUCUCUCCGAGAUUGUGCACGGGAAGGUAGCGGUCGACCUUUCAGCACUAGAGAUACCUUUACAACGAUGCGGUAAUGCUUGCAAAGACUUUCAGCAGAUACUCCUACAAUGCUCUUCGCAAUCGGGUAGUGACCGUACUAGCUUUCGUGGCUGGGCAAAGCUGACCUAUAUGGGUGAUGAUAUUGAUGGUUUCAGACAGCUCCUGUCAAGCUACAAGUUAACCAUGAACAUUGCUCUUACGGAUGUGACUCUCCGCAGAUCGACUGUAACGGCAGAACGCCUUGAAGCUUUCAGGAAGCUCAUCGAAGAGGCUAAAGACGGCCUUGAAGUUCGCCUGGAAAGGAUUGAUGGAAAGCUCGAGCAGAUCUUUGAGCGAAGCGUAUCUGUCCCUGGUCCGGAUGCAUCUGAAAUGGAGUUGAUCAAGGAGGAACGCUUCAGCACCGAAAGGUGCAUCCAGAUUUGCUCCAAGCUAUCUGACCAUAUAGACCAGAUCCAGCCAACUAUCAAAUCCAGUGAAUGCCCGUCAAAGUUAGUAAAUACAGGCGUCUUAUGCGAAAGGAUUACCGAUGAGCGCUUGCUGUCAUGUCGAAAUGGAUUAGCUGAAACGACCAAAACGCUAGAAAAACGGCGGCAGUAUCUAAUACGGCAAUUGAUUGCCAAAUGCAAAUCCGCUGUGGAUUCCGAGGAGGAGGAGUUAGAGCUGACGAGACUGCAAGAUGAAUGGGAGGCAGCUCGCCAGUGUAUGGGUAUCUGGUCUCGAGCAGACCACAACCUGAAGGAAAACAUCAGCGUCAUUGAAAACCACGCAACUGGUGGAGAUGCCUGGCAGUAUAUGCUAUCAACCACCGGACAGAUCCUGCAUGGGAGAAACGAAGGACAUGGAGGACAGAUCAGACAGAUGGGUGGCCAUAUGAGUGAAGAGGCCGUCAUGCAGCUGUCUCGGGAUUGGGUACGCAUGGCAGACAUGAAUGAGCGUCUUACUAAGAACGCUGAUGCGAUUCAGCAAAGCGACGCAACAUCAGUCGAGUUAAAGCCCACACUAAGCUGA